AUGGCGGCACAAGCGAUUGAGCAGAAGCUGCGGGACAAGCUGAAGGCGACUGUUGUGGAAGUCGUGGAUCUUUCGGACGGUUGCGGGGCGAAGCUUGACCUCCUGGUCGUCUCGGAGAAGUUCGUUGGGAUGUCGCUGCUAGACAGACAACGGAGCGUGCAUGAGGCGAUCGAGGAAGAGAUGAAGACCAUUCAUGCGUUGACGAUGAAGACGAAGACCCCAGAGCAGUACGAAGCGAUGAAAGCAAAGGGCUGA
This is a messenger RNA of Guillardia theta CCMP2712, 255 nucleotides long. RefSeq names its product bola-like protein. Gene Ontology annotation, molecular function: 2 iron, 2 sulfur cluster binding. The transcript has 5 exons. NCBI's taxonomy places the organism in Eukaryota, Cryptophyceae, Pyrenomonadales, Geminigeraceae. Bases 1 to 255 code for a protein of 84 amino acids. Gene Ontology annotation, biological process: intracellular iron ion homeostasis. The record is from RefSeq and is a predicted model, not a curated record. Gene Ontology annotation, cellular component: nucleus; cytosol.